UGAAAUCAAACACUUCAAAAUUAAUUUCAAAACAAUACAAAGUUUUUUACUUCUACGAACGUGUAACAGAGAAACUUAUUUAAACUUAUGAAUGUAUGAGUUGUGUGUUUGUUAUUUUUUAUCUUGUUUUCGUGUUAAAAUGGAAGAAGUACAUAUAAAUAAUUUUGCGUUAUCAUUUCAAAAUAAUCGCUUAAGUUAUUGUGGACAAGAUUGUCAGAGAAUUCCUUCGGCGUUAUGGAAAAUGUACGGCACUAAAGUUCAUUAUCUGGAUUUAAGCUAUAACAAUAUAGAAACACUUAAAGGAUUAGAUAACUUCACAAGACUACAGGAAUUGAUACUGGACAAUAAUAAACUAGAGGACAAUAUAAGGUUUCCUUUCAUGCCUAACUUGAGGACACUUUCUUUAAAUAACAAUAAGCUGACGGAUUUAGAAGGGCUGAUACAAAAGAUCAAUGAAAACAUGCCGAAACUCUCUUAUUUGAGUAUACUGAGAAACAAAGCCUGCCCCAACCAGCUCUCAGACUCCGAUAAAGAUGACUCCGACUACCAAAGAUACAGAGCGUUCGGAGGCAGCCGUCCGUGGCGAGUUCAUGCGCGUACGCCGCCCACCCGAACCGCCCGGGACACAGACUCGACAAGACACGACCACAGUAGUACGACCAUUACCUGUCGACUUCUCAUCGCUUGGCAAACAUAAAGGCGCCUACGGAAAAUGUCGAUACAAAUACACGGGCAAACAUUCUGAAGGAAACAGAUUCAUUCUAAAUAGCGAUUUGUGACGGCGAUUAUCUGCUUAAUGUUGCAAUAUAUUUUAUACAGGCGCUUUAAUAUUGUUUUUUAAUAUAUCAAUAUUGUUUUGUAAUUUUUUAUUUAUAUGUUUUCAUACAUCUUAUGAAUGGAAAUUACACAAGAACUGUUAUAAUUUUUAACAUUUCUCAUCACAUGUUAAAAGCUAUGUUUAAUGAAAUAUGAAAGUAAAUUUUUUCAAGGUUAUUUGAAGAUCCAUCGUGAAUGUGACUUGAAUGGGACUAAUUUUCAAUGCUUAAUUAUGUACUA
Messenger RNA from Papilio xuthus (Asian swallowtail), 1056 nucleotides. RefSeq names its product leucine-rich repeat-containing protein C10orf11. The transcript has 6 exons. Bases 92 to 697 code for a protein of 201 amino acids. Lineage: Eukaryota; Metazoa; Arthropoda; Insecta; Lepidoptera; Papilionidae. Gene Ontology annotation, molecular function: protein binding. The record is from RefSeq and is a predicted model, not a curated record. Gene Ontology annotation, biological process: melanocyte differentiation.